GCGACCAUUCGGCUUCUCCCCAAUCCCGGCACGGCGGCACGGGACCUCUCCCUCUCUCUCCCGCUGGCGGGCGAUGGCCUCCUCCUCCUCCUCACCUGCGCCCGCCCUGGCCGGGGAGGCGCUACGCCAGAAACGCAUCCUCUCCAGCAAGCUCUACCUCGAGGUCCCGUCCUCCAAGGCGCCGGUGGUUUACUCGCCGGCAUACGACAUCUCCUUCCUCGGCCUUGAGAAGCUGCACCCGUUUGAAUCCGCCAAAUGGGGCCGCAUCUGUAGGUACCUCACCAGGGAAGGGUACCUCGACAAGAAACAGAUGGUGGAGCCAUUGGAAGCCUGCAAGGAGGAUUUGCUAGUGGUGCACACGGAGGCGUAUUUGAACAGUCUCAAAUGCAGCUUCAGAGUUUCCUCCAUUGUAGAGGUCCCUCCUGUGUCGCUUGUCCCUAAUUGGAUUGUGCACAGAAAGCUACUACACCCCUUCCGGAAGCAGGUGGGUGGGUCCAUUUUAUCAGCCAAACUUGCAUUUGAGAGAGGUUGGGCUAUUAAUGUUGGUGGAGGAUUUCACCAUUGUUCAGCAGAUGAAGGGGGUGGAUUUUGUGCAUACGCUGACAUCUCUCUCUGCAUCCAGUUUGCUUUUGUCCGUCUAAAUAUCUCAAGUGUAUUGAUCAUAGACCUGGAUGCCCACCAAGGAAAUGGACACGAAAAAGAUUUUGCUAAUGAUGGAAGGGUUUACAUUUUAGACAUGUACAAUGCUGGAAUUUAUCCCUUUGAUUUCACUGCUAAGCAAUACAUUGAUCAAAAAGUUGAAUUAGUUAGUGGGUCAAAAACAGAUGAAUACUUGGAGCAACUUGACAAAGCUCUCGAGAUCUGCAAUAGUAGAUUUGAGCCCCAGUUGAUUGUAUACAAUGCUGGAACAGACAUCCUCGAUGGCGAUCCGUUGGGCAGAUUGAAGGUAAGUCCUGAGGGUGUGGUUACCAGAGACGAGAAGGUAUUUAGGUUCGCAAAAGAUCGAAACAUUCCUUUGCUCAUGCUGACAUCAGGAGGCUACAUGAAGUCAAGUGCUCGAGUAAUAGCUGAUUCGAUCAUCAAUCUGUCCAAUAAAAACUUGAUAGGAUUAGGCAGCCAGCUGGGUUGAGCAAGAACUUGUGACAGUAUGCUUCUUAUCGGGAAGCAAUAUCUCGUAAGAGCUUAUUCGAUUAGGAGUGGAUUAAAGAGGAUUAAAUUCCUUGAUGGUCAAAAUUGAAUAGAAAGAUAUCUAAUCCUACUCAAUCCACAUGCAAUCGAACAAGGUUUAAAGGUGUAGUUUUUUUUUUUUUGUGAAGGAUAACAUGUAUGCCACAAAAAUGUUCUGUACAUAACACGGGAUGUUUGUGAAUCUA
Messenger RNA from Zea mays, 1373 nucleotides. RefSeq lists its product as uncharacterized. Gene Ontology annotation, molecular function: histone deacetylase activity. Gene Ontology annotation, biological process: epigenetic regulation of gene expression. NCBI's taxonomy places the organism in Eukaryota, Viridiplantae, Streptophyta, Magnoliopsida, Poales, Poaceae. Gene Ontology annotation, cellular component: histone deacetylase complex. The record is from RefSeq and is marked validated.